Plectropomus leopardus (leopard coralgrouper) is the source of this 1318-nucleotide messenger RNA. RefSeq names its product C-C motif chemokine 4-like. NCBI's taxonomy places the organism in Eukaryota, Metazoa, Chordata, Actinopteri, Perciformes, Serranidae. Gene Ontology annotation, biological process: immune response. Gene Ontology annotation, cellular component: extracellular region. Gene Ontology annotation, molecular function: chemokine activity. The record is from RefSeq and is a predicted model, not a curated record.
UUUAAUAUUAAUUUGAUUAGUUUCAUACACACAUCCUCAAAGAUCCAUUAUAGCUGCGUUGGUGGUGAGCAGAAAGUACAGUGGUUUUGGUCACAAGCAAUGUGUAAUCCACAGGGAAAACACGCUUGAAAAAAAAAAAAAAAAGUACUUCUUCAUUCCACGUGCUGAAUGCAGGGUUCAUCAGUGAAUGUCACUGUAUAGAGAACUGAAACUGACAUGACAUAAAUACACUUGAAAAAAUGCCCCCGCAUUAAACUCUGACCCUUGGUAAAUCCCUUCAGAUAAAGGUGAGAGAAACUAAUAUGUCAUAAUGAAGUCCCCACGCAGAUUCGGGAUCUCCCCGGGCUUCUCUUGUGCUGUUUAAAAGUGGAAUCAGAUGGAGGACAGAUUCACACAGCAGAGAGAACAGGCUGUUACAGCUCAACUGAGACUUUCACCUACUGAUACACUGCGAACACACGUCAGGAUGGCUGCUCCUCGUCUCGCUCUGUCUGUGGUUGUGCUGAUGCUGGCAGUCAUCACUCUGAGUGCAGGAUUGCGUGGUCCUGGCCCCAAGAAAUGCUGCUUUCGUUUCAAUGAGAACGAGGUGCAAAGAGACAGAGUGGUUGACUAUGUCAGGACCAGCCAGCGGUGCCCCAACCCUGCCAUCUUGCUGAGGACUGUGGCUGGUCGUUACCUGUGUGCCAGACCUUCAGCCACUUGGGUGAAGACGCUCAUCAGCUACCUGGAUGCCAAAUCUGUCCCAGGAGAGACGUCCAACCUGUAGUUACAGCAUAUCCACUAUCAGAGCUUCAAAUAUAGCCACUUGAUGCUGCAACAUUUUACAUUAUAAUUGUCAAAGACAUGUUUUUUCAUUAUAUAUACUGAUAAUGUAUGCAAACAUUUUAAGAUGACAUCCUAUUAAUAUCGUAUUUGUUACCUUUUAUACAUUUCUGAUUUUAAAAGUAAUAUUGAAAUAGAACAUGUACAUUUUUGCUCAAUACAACACUCAAAGUAUGACCGUCAACACUGUGAACUACAUGUUGCAUUGUAAUUUAACUACAAAAGUAAUUUGACUUACAGAUUCACUGUAAAGGGGGUUGGUAUAAGAGCAAUGUCUCACAACACUUGUCAUCUAAAGAGUAUAAGCUAAAUGUUACCCCAUUAUUUCUACAAUGAAUAUUGUGAGCUAUUGGUCAUGUUUUUUGUUAAAGUAAAUUGAUGGGGUUUUUUAGUCAUGUUUUGAAUUCAAUUACUUGGUCAAAUAAGUAUUAGUAAUGUAAUUUGACAACAAAUAAUUUAUAUCUGUAUGCUGAAUUAAAGCAAGAUGAAAUGCCAA